CCCAUUGAAUAUCAAUCUCGUAAGUCGUAACGGUUUUUGACUUGAAGCGACGGCCAGGAUUGAUCCAUUUUUCUAUUAAUAAAUAAGAAAUAGAAAAACCCUCCCGAGUUUUCAUUUUCCGUUCUUCCUUCUCUUCUCGUUCAAGAUCUCUCUCUCUUUCUCUCAGAAGAGAAACCCUAAAUCUGACCGGAAAAUCUCGACGCCGAAUCGGAGAUCUUCCUUUUUUUUCAUCAACAAUGUCUUCCUCGGCUAAACGGACAUCUUCCUCGUCGUCAUCGGGGAAUCUAUCCCAGGAGAAUCCGGUUUCUCGGUCGAACGUAGCCAAGACUCGAAUCCCACUCGGCGAUGGUGGAAUCCACCGUAACGCCCUCGGCGACAUCACUAACCAGAAGAAUGGAUCUAGAAUUUCCGCUUCGUCGUCUACUCUGGUGCAUUGUUCUAAUAAAAUCGGCCAAUCAAAGAAAGCACCAAAAACUGCUUUAUCUCGUAAUCGGAAUUUGGGAAUUCUCGAUAGCGGUUUGCCUCCCAAGCCAAAUGAGAAAUCAAACAUAAUCGUUCCUUACGAAGACAUCGACUUGCCUCAACCCAAUGAAAAUCUUCUUGCUUCAUCACAAGGAUCAUCCGUGGAUGCCUCUCCCACUCAAUCAGCAUCGACUCGUGACUCUUCCAAGAGCCCCAAAGUUGAGUAUAUGGUCGACAGCAGUAUUGCUCUCCCGGAGCAUGCAGAUUCAUCAUACUCAGAUUUGGGAAAAGAUGAUAAGAUUGUGAAUAUCGAUAGUAACUUGAUGGAUCCACAGCUUUGUGGUGCCUUUUCUUACGACAUCUACGAGCACUUGCGUGAAUCCGAGGUUAAGAAAAGGCCGGCUCUAGAUUACAUGGACAGAAUUCAGCUAAACAUCAAUGCUAGCAUGCGUUCCAUACUGAUUGACUGGCUCGUGGAGGUUGCUGAAGAGUAUAGGCUUUUGUCCGAGACGUUGUAUUUGGCAGUGAACUAUGUAGACCGGUACCUUUCAGGCAAUGUAAUUACCAAGCAAAACCUGCAGUUACUUGGUAUUUCAUGCAUGAUGAUAGCAGCAAAAUAUGAAGAAGUGUGUGUGCCCCAAGUGGAGGAUUUCUGCUACAUCACUGAUAACACAUACUUAAGAAACGAGGUUUUGGAGAUGGAGUCUUCUGUUCUGAAUUACUUGAAGUUCGAAUUAACAACUCCAACAGCAAAAUGUUUCUUGAGGCGCUUUGUUCGUGCUGCUCAAGGCAAAAAGGAGGUACCAUCACUGCUGUUUGAGUGUCUAGCCAGCUAUCUCACCGAAUUAUCUCUCUUGGACUAUGCUAUGCUUCGAUACGCUCCAUCACUUGUGGCAGCCUCUGCAGUUUUCUUGGCACAGUACAUACUACACCCUUCAAGAGAACCAUGGAACGCUACGUUAGAGCAUUACACAUCGUACAGGGCGAAAGAUUUGGAAGGAUGCGUUAAGAGUCUUCUUCAGCUGUGCCACGAGAGUCCCUCAGCUGAUGUAGUUGCAGUCAGGAAGAAGUACAGUCAACACAAAUACAAGUUUGCAGCAAAGAAGUUUUGCCCCGCCUCACUACCACAAGAGCUUUUCAUCUGCUAGAGGGUUAUUUCCUCUCGUCUUGUAGAUAUUGUUGAAAAACUCAUCGGGUCAAACAAAUGUAUUCAAUUCUCGAUAGAUGUGUAGAUGAUAGUACUACUUAUCAAUACAAAGGGUAGUAUCGUUACAAGUAUGUGAAUAGAGUUCUGAGCCAUACGGUUGUGGUGGUUUGGAGUUUGUUGCAACCGUCUUUGUGUUACCAUUUGUGUAAAAAGCUGUUGUAGUGGAAUUGCCUCUAAAAUGAUAAGAAUUGGG
This is a messenger RNA of Eutrema salsugineum, 1862 nucleotides long. RefSeq names its product cyclin-A1-2. The coding region runs from base 237 to 1610 and encodes 457 amino acids. NCBI's taxonomy places the organism in Eukaryota, Viridiplantae, Streptophyta, Magnoliopsida, Brassicales, Brassicaceae. The transcript is spliced from 10 exons. Gene Ontology annotation, biological process: regulation of cyclin-dependent protein serine/threonine kinase activity; mitotic cell cycle phase transition. The record is from RefSeq and is a predicted model, not a curated record. Gene Ontology annotation, molecular function: cyclin-dependent protein serine/threonine kinase regulator activity. Gene Ontology annotation, cellular component: nucleus; cytoplasm; cyclin-dependent protein kinase holoenzyme complex.